CUAAUAAUUAUUCAAUAUUUUGGCAUUGAAUAACAAUUGAAUAAAAAUGUUUUGCCAAAAAAAAACAAACUUUAAGAUUUAAAUUUAGUAACUACACACAUAAUAUGAGAUAUUACAGUUUAAUCAAAGUACCUAUACAAUUGUUUCAAUAGAUCAGGUUGACACAAUAACAAUUCUAUCAUAAACUGAUUUACCUAACAAACUUGUUUCUAAGUAACCACACAUUUUUUAUUGAUCAAAUUAAAUAAUAAAUUUAAUUAUUGUAUUAUUGUGUGACGAAUUACGCCUGUAGAGAAAAUAUUUAAUUUAUACCGAAAUUGUUGGAAAUGGAUAAACCGCGGAUGAUAGAAUAUAUUUCUAAAAAUUUAGAUUAUACUGUAUUCGAUGUCAAAUGGAUACCAUGUUCAGCAAAAUUUAUAGUUGUAGGAGUUCGCCCAAAAGGUAGUGGAAUAAUACAAAUUUAUGAACUCAAUGGCGCUGAUGUUGAUCUAAUCAAAACAAUUGAAAAGAAAAACGCUUUAAAGUGUUCUACAUUUGGAGCGUCCACUUUAAGGCAUCGACAUUUAGCUGUGGGUGAUUAUGCUGGUAGAAUGAUGAUUAUCGAUUUAGAACGACCUGAUUUAGCUGUUUACAAUGUGGAAGCCCAUAAGCAAAUAAUAAAUUCAAUUGAUGGAAUUGGAGGUGCACAAUUGAAUUGCGGUGCUCCAGAAAUUGUAACAGGGGGUAAGGAUGGAGUUGUAAAAGUAUGGGAUCCACGACAAGGAUCUGACCCAGUUGUCAACAUUGAACCAGAGAGUAGCGAUGCUCAAUCUUGUCGCGAUUGUUGGACAGUUGCGUUUGGCGACUCACAUAGUAACGAAGAAAGAAAAGUUGCUGCUGGAUAUGAUAAUGGGGAUUUAAAAAUGUUUGAUCUUAGGAAUUUAGAUGUUUAUUGGGAAACUUCGCUUAAAAAUGGGAUUUGUUCAAUUGAAUUUGAUCGAAAAGACAUUAAAAUGAAUAAAUUUGGUGUUACAACAUUAGAAGGUGGAUUAUAUGUUUAUGAUUUGCGAACAUUUCAUAAGGAAAAGGGUUUUGCAUAUGUACAAGAAAAAAAUGCAGGGCGUUCAGUAGGUACUAACGGGGUAAUAAGUGGACCAAAAUCAACUGUUUGGUGUAUCAAACAUUGUCCACAAAAUAGAGAUAUUUUUGUAACGGGUGGUGGUACUGGGUCUGUAAGGCUAUGGCAAUAUCAAUAUCCAGAAAAGAGAAGGCAAGAAAAUAGUUCAAGUGGUGAUGUUGGUGUUGCUGGAACAAUAAAAAUGUUGCAUGCUUCAACUUUGUCCACACAGCCUGUCCAUUGUUUCGAUUGGAGUCCUGAUAAAUUGGGUUUAGCAGUGGCUGGUUCUUUGGAUCAAGCAUUCAGAGUUAUAUUAACAACAAAGCUAAAUUGUUACUAGAAUUUUUAUAUAAAUGAUUUUUUUUUUUGAAAUAUAAUCUUAAAUAACUAUA
Messenger RNA from Condylostylus longicornis, 1488 nucleotides. RefSeq names its product dynein axonemal assembly factor 10 (gene Wdr92). The coding region runs from base 327 to 1436 and encodes 369 amino acids. The record is from RefSeq and is a predicted model, not a curated record. Gene Ontology annotation, molecular function: ubiquitin binding. The transcript has 2 exons. NCBI's taxonomy places the organism in Eukaryota, Metazoa, Arthropoda, Insecta, Diptera, Dolichopodidae.